AUGCCAGAUGCCGACGAUGAUUUUAACGAUUUAGAAGAUGACGACCUAUUGGAUGCUCUAUAUCAAAAGAAUAUAAAUAAAACUGUUACGGAGACCAGAGUACGAAGGUCACUUCCAGUACAAAGAGAUCUUACGAAUCAGAUAUUGCCUGGUCAGAGAACCUUUUACGAAGAGAUACAGAGAGAAGUUACAUUUGGUCCUACACAUCAUGCAUUUAACGAGGAAGAGCUGCCGAUAUACAUAUAUCCAACUAACUACGAAGUGAGAGAGUAUCAAUUUGACAUUGUACGAAAAGCGCUCUAUACUAAUGUAUUAUGUGCAAUUCCCACUGGUAUGGGUAAGACAUUCAUUGCUAGUACUGUAAUGCUCAAUUAUUUUAGGUGGACAAAGACAGCAAAAAUCAUUUUCAUGGCACCGACAAGACCCUUGGUUGCACAACAAAUCAAAGCAUGUUUAGGUAUAACUGGUAUACCAAGCAAUGAAACAGCUAUCUUAUUAGAUAAAACUCGUAAAAAUAGAGAAGAGAUUUGGAAAAUGAAAAGAGUUUUCUUUACAACUCCUCAAGUGGUCGAAAAUGACUUGAAAAGAGGUGUUCUAAAUCCCAAAGAUAUUGUAUGUUUGGUUAUAGAUGAAGCUCACAGAGCGACAGGCUCGUAUGCAUACACCAAUGUGGUUAAAUUCAUGGAUAGAUUUGUCAGUUCAUAUAGGAUACUUGCAUUGACUGCUACGCCAGGUGCUGCAUUAGAAAAUGUACAGGAAGUAAUAAACAAUCUCAACAUAUCGAAGAUUGAAAUUAGAACCGAAGAAAGUAUGGAUAUUGCCAAGUAUAUGAAGCACAGAGAAAAAGAACAAAUACAAGUAGCAUUAUCAGCUGAAAUCGAAGAAAUACUUGAACAACUAGGUAUUGCGAUCCUACCAGUACUCAAUCAGGCCGUAGAGCUAGGAAUAUAUGAAGAAUGCCAUCCAUCACGAAUCAAUGCUUUCAAAGCCAUGCAAUUAAGUCAGAAAAUUAUUGCUAACCCCUCUAUUCCUGAAGGUAUCAAAUGGAGAAAUUUUUUCAUUCUUCAAUUAUUGAACCAUUUUGGCCAAAUGAUGAAAAGAAUCAAAAUUUAUGGAAUAAGAACGUUUUACAGUUAUUUUCAAAAUAAGUAUAAAGAAUUCACUACAAAGUUUAAUUUAGGAAAAUCGACAAAUAAAAUAGCUGCCGGCUUUUAUUUCCAUCCCAUAUUGAAAAAUGUAAUGAAACAAUGUGACAAGUAUCUAAAUGAUCCGCAGUUCUUAGGUCAUGAUAAACUGCAACAUGUAAGAGACCAACUUGAGACUUUUUUGGUAACUGGCCGCUCUGAUUCAAGAGUCAUCAUAUUUACUGAAUUGAGGGAGAGUGCACUGGAAAUAGUUAAAUGUGUUGAUUCCAUGAACAAGAACUCUAUACGGCCUCAUAUUUUCAUUGGUCAAGCUAGAGGUAAAGAAGACUUUGAUGAGGUAUCCUUCACAAGAAAGCAUCAGCCAAAAGGUAGGAAAAAGGGAGAUAAGUUGAAAAGAAAAGAAGAGGAGGAAAUCUUACAGAUUGCAAAGAAACGAAAGAAGGAACAGGAGAAGUUAGAAAGGGAGGGUAGGCGUACGGGCAGUUCAGAGGACGCUCAGAUUAACGGUAUGAGCCAAAAGCAGCAAAAAGAAGUUAUUCAGCAGUUCAAGAAUGGUGAUUUCAACGUUCUUGUUUGUACAUCAAUUGGUGAAGAAGGUUUAGAUAUUGGUGAAGUUGAUUUGAUUAUAUGCUAUGACACUACUAGCAGCCCAAUCAAAAAUAUCCAGCGAAUGGGUAGAACUGGUAGAAAAAGAGAAGGACAUAUCCUUUUGUUAUUUAGUAGCAACGAAUCUUACAAGUUUGAACAGGCGAUGACGGACUACAGCAAUCUCCAAAAAUUAAUCUCACAAGAAUAUGUUGAAUGCAAACCGUCAGAUAGAAUACUCCCGACUGAUAGAGUUCCAGAAUGUCACAAAACUUUUAUCGCGGUCAAUGAGGAAGACGAAGAACUGACCCGUAUGGAUGAUACCGAUGAAGUAAUUCGUUACGCAACCCAAUGCAUGCUUGGUAAAAAGACUAGGCCAAAAAAGAAAGCCACAAACGGCAAGCAAAAGACAGUCAAGCAGUUCUUCAUGCCAGACAAUGUUGAAGUUGGAAUAAUUUCAGCAGAUCAAUUGGUCAAUAAAUUUACUGAGGCAAAAAGUGGUGAGAAAAUUAAGAUACCAAAAAAAAUAGAGAGUAGAAAACGAAAAAAACCAUUGAAAGCAUUGGAUGAUCUAGAAAAUGACUCACUCGAGUCUUCAGGAGAUGAAUUGGAUGAUAUUAAAAAACCACGUAUUGAAAUGGUUCAGCCACAGAUAACUAAUCAAAAAGCUGAGAAAAACUUACAAACUGAAUUAAAAAUAUCGGUAAAAAAAGAGUCACCUAUCUCUAGCAGAAAUAUCCCAAUUGAACCAUCGUUAUUCAAAAAUCCAGUCAAAACGGAACCAAAGCCAUACAUUGAAGAAAAUCCCAUUAUCAGCGCCAAUGAUAAGAUUGAUAAAAACUUCUAUUCGUCGAACGAAGGCCUUUUAAAUGAGGAAGAAAAGUCAUACUUCAAACAGUACUACGUUCCAGAGGAUGCAGUUUCGAUGGAACUCGCACCAAACUUCAAUCAAUGGACUGAGUCAGGUAGUAUUUCACAUACGUUACUCAAUCAGAAUGUUAUUACUACGUUCAAGUCUCUCAAAAAUAAUGACAAAAGUAAAAUAAUUGAGAUGAACAGGAUGAAAUGUAUUGUUAGAAAUAUGCAAAAUAAAAAUGCUAGACCUACCAAACAGACAAAAUCUGAUAUCAAUACUAAAAUUGAAGAUUCAUCUAAGAAUUUACUUCCAGGACAAAAAGAAGUAAACAAUUCAAGUCCUUCAACUAAUAAAGAACUUUUGAAUGAUAUUUUAGAGUCAGAUUCGGAUUUCGAGUAG
This is a messenger RNA of Kazachstania africana CBS 2517, 2985 nucleotides long. It is a transcript of the gene MPH1, whose product is annotated as 3'-5' DNA helicase. Lineage: Eukaryota; Fungi; Ascomycota; Saccharomycetes; Saccharomycetales; Saccharomycetaceae. Gene Ontology annotation, molecular function: ATP binding; hydrolase activity; four-way junction helicase activity. The transcript has a single exon. The record is from RefSeq and is a predicted model, not a curated record. The coding region runs from base 1 to 2985 and encodes 994 amino acids. Gene Ontology annotation, biological process: replication fork reversal; interstrand cross-link repair; double-strand break repair via synthesis-dependent strand annealing.